GGGUCCAUCCCCACAGAGAUUGGGAAAGCAAGUUCUCUUGAAUAUAUUGUCUUGUAUGCAAACAGAUUGUCAGGAAGUCUUCCCAGUGAAUUGAUGCAGCUUCCAAAGCUGCAGUUGCUAUCACUGUUCGAAAACUCUUUCCAAAGCACAAUCCCUACAGAGCUAGGUCAAAUAUCUGGUCUGGUUCUGUUUUCAGUUAGGGAUAACCAGCUCACUGGUACAGUGCCAAGUGAACUCGGCCUCCUUACCAGACUUGCCUUCACUCUCAACCUACGUAGCAACCAACUCUCAGGAACCAUUCCUUCAGAGCUUGGGCUCUUCUCAGGGCUGGCAGAGCUAGAACUCAGAGACAAUCAUUUCACCGGCCAGAUUCCCAGUGAAUUUGGUCAGCUGAAGUCCAUGGGCCACCUGACGUUUGCAGGAAAUGAUCUCUCUGGGACCCUGCCGGAAGAGCUUGGAGCUCUACAACAGUCCCUUCAUACUUUGAGGAUGGAGGACAACCCACAGCUGUAUGGUACGAUUCCCGCUGGUAUUUGCAAUCUCAACAAUACUUGUGUCUCCAACUCAAUUGAUGUAUGUGAGGGUCCAUUUGGUUUGUCUUUUGACUGCUCUGGUGUGCUUUGUGGCUGUGGUUGCAUUUGCGAUGAGAGAUGAUUACUGGAGUGAGGGCACCAUAUGCACCAGGAAGUCAUAGAAUAGAUUUUAGAAUUACGUUUGCUACUAGCUAGUUUUGGAGUGUAAAAGAAAAUGUGUUUACCAACAAUGAGACUCCAAAGUCCGUCCAACUGGCUAGCUAGCGUACCUGGCUAUGACAGAAUUUCUAAGCUUGGUCUUUCUCCUCGCGAUCAGUGCGUCAACGGUACCGUAAUGGGAGUCUGGUGGGUGGCUCUGACUCGUUUGAUGAGAAGAUGAGAAGCAUUUUUAAAAAACAAACUUUGUUCCUGAGAAUUCUCUGGUUGACCAAUCAAGAAGAUCUUCCUUGGUCGAUUUUGCAGGAACCUCCUUUUGGUACCGGAAAAUGGCCUUCGCAGUCGAAUGAUGGCAGAGGGCGAGCCCACAGAUACCCCUGCAGCAACCAUAAAGCCCAGAAGUGUGCAAAUGAGCUGCGGGAGACAUUUUGUGCUCGUUACCGGAGGCUCCAAAAGAUCGUUACGUGCUUUGAUUUGUACUUAAACGUCGCCGCUGCGUCGCCUCAUUCGGAUGUUGUGACACUUCAGCGCAAACUCUGAAACGAAACCAGAAAGUCCGGACCAAUGCAGUUCCACUUCAACUCUGACUAUCCUGGGUUGACAGCAGAAGCUGUGUCCCUUGGGCUGGAUGUGGGUGUCGCCGAGGCAAAAGUGUUUGCAUCUGAUCCCAGAGAGUUCCCACCCGCCCAACCAAUCCCCUGUGCUCGGAUCACAACUCGGAUCUAUCGCCCUGAUCGCAAUGAAGUCAAAACAGUGCAGAAUGUACUCGUCAGAAUCAUGCCAAGACCACAGCAGCCCAGCAACUCUAUAGGCGACAACUCAUCCAUGAGUAGCGAUGACUUGUCCGUUUCCUCAUCCACCUCAUCCACAACCACCAUGAGUGACAUGUACAUGGAAGAGGCAGUUGAUGGUGGCCCAAUGAUGUCUGGACAAAGUCAAACGCCGGUGGAUGAAACUCAUGAAUAUCGGGCAUACUGGAUCCAACGGACACUGAGGGAAGCAAUCUAUGGCCGUGUUUUGUUUGCAACUGUGUUGAGGCGACGGAGCUCCCACCACACCAAUGACAACAAUGCAGACUGGGAAGUCACCUCUGAGUUUUGUGCCAUCAAGGAAAUGUCCCAGCAACUCAUUCGAAAGGAAAAGGAUAGAUUGGCAGAAGAUCCAAUCAAGGAAGUUUCGGCCAUGCAGUACCUAAAGCAAUGGCAUGAAAGCCACAAUGGCAACUCCACAACUGGUGGAAUGGAGGCAUCCAAUCACUCUGUCAUGGAUACGCAUAUCAUGAUGCCACUUGACUUGCUCUCUGAUGAUAUCAAUCUGUAUAGCAUUAUGCCAUAUUGCGAUGGAGGAGAGCUGUUUGAACGGUUAGACACCAAUGAACGGUUCUCAGAAGAUGAAGCACGAUACUGGAUGCAUCAGCUACUGUCGGGUCUGGAAAGCUUGCAACGUGCUGGGAUUUGCCACCGUGACAUUAGCCUUGAGAACUUGCUGGUGCAUCAGAACAAGGCUCUUGUGAUUGACCUAGGCAUGUGUCUGCGAGUUCCUCUAUCAGACAAGAACAGCUCUCUCACCAAUUCGAAUGCACAUGGUAGUACCUUUGUAAUAGAUGGCAAGGUACAGUCCCGGUCCUUGCUGCGACCACAGGGCACUUGUGGUAAAUGGAUCUACAUGUCCCCUGAAAUCUAUUCGAACAAGGAACCCUUUGAUGGCUAUGCAGUGGACUUGUGGGCAGCUGGAGUCAUUCUGUUUCUCAUGUUGACUGGCUUUCCUCCUUGGGAAUGUGCUUGUACGACCGAUUUGAGGUUCAAGUACAUGACGGGAGGAUACUUGGUGCAAAUGCUGACCGAGUGGGAACUUGGUUUGAGCUGUGAUGCCAUGGAUCUGUUGCAACGCAUGCUGUUUUUGGAUCCCAAGGAUCGAUUGAGUCUGGAUCAAGUUCGGGCACAUCCUUGGAUGCUGACCGGCUGAUAUACUUUGAUUUAGUUAGGCAAUAGUAGCCAGAGAACUUUCACUAGAACGUUAGAACCACGCAUUCCAGUGCCUUGUUGGAUCUUUGUUGCAUAGUACUGUUCCAUACACAAGUAAGUUUCUGUGGCACCGAUCGACAAGUACUAUCGUUCUAGUCCGGUCUAUGGCUGCUGCUUCGGGUGGGUUUUCUCUUGUUUCUGAAAGUAAAGGCUUGGCCUCUAGCCUGUGGUUCGGUGCGGGGUUGUCAAGGCUUACAGUACCGGUACCACCCGUGGUCGUCUAACAAUCCAAGGUAGACCCUUUGAAACUUCCUCUCACCUUUACGUUUCCUUGCCAAGUACCAGUAUACGGCGGGUUGGCCAAGGUCGAUCGAUCCCUAACCUUACAAGCCAUUCAACCGCGCCAAAACGCCACCAACCACAGACACUGGACCCCCACCUCCAACCGCCCCACCAAGCACGACCUUUUCUUUGACCUUGACGAAUUCUCUUAGUAUUUGUUGUCCCCUGACGAGUAAAACUAGCUAGACUCUCUGGCCAGUAGACAAGAUGGACGACGACGAGGACUCCGUGGAGAGCAUCCAUUCUGAGGAUAGUAGUAGUAUUUCCGAGGAAGAGGAGGAAAGUGAUGAUGUGGAGU
This is a messenger RNA of Seminavis robusta, 3293 nucleotides long. Lineage: Eukaryota; Bacillariophyta; Bacillariophyceae; Naviculales; Naviculaceae. The record is from the annotation of a GenBank genome assembly.